This is a messenger RNA of Boleophthalmus pectinirostris (great blue-spotted mudskipper), 2239 nucleotides long. RefSeq names its product hepatocyte growth factor activator (gene hgfac). NCBI's taxonomy places the organism in Eukaryota, Metazoa, Chordata, Actinopteri, Gobiiformes, Gobiidae. The coding region runs from base 296 to 2107 and encodes 603 amino acids. The transcript has 15 exons. Gene Ontology annotation, biological process: blood coagulation; zymogen activation. The record is from RefSeq and is a predicted model, not a curated record. Gene Ontology annotation, cellular component: extracellular region. Gene Ontology annotation, molecular function: serine-type endopeptidase activity.
GACUUCUCCUGAGCUCUGUCCGCGGCUCGUGUGGCUGCGGUGAGCGCGGCCGUGGGCGUCCGUCGCGUGAAGGUGCGCUCCAGCUGAAGAUGCCUCACCAUAGACCAGCCUAAAUGACGCAGCGAGUUUACACAAUAGCGCUUGAUAUUACACAGGACAGGAUCAAACUUGCAGAGUUUCCCACGUUUCCUAUGUCCACGCGCCGGCAGAGCGCUCUCCACCUCACAGAUAUAACGUGACACACGUACGUAUAGACGUGCUCCAGGAAGCGUCCGUGAACGAGCACGGGGCGAUCAUGCUUUACGUAACUCUUCUGCUUCUGUCCUACGUGAUGAAUGCACACGCGCGUUUGUUGACAUCCAGUUUAAAAGAGGCGCCCGAUCCCAGCAGCAAAGUUUUUACUACAACAGGGAAACAGUGUAAAUUCCCAUUUCGUCAGGGAGGACGCAUUCAUCACCACUGCAUCACUGUCCUGUCCUCCAGGCCCUGGUGUUCUCUGACUCAUAAUUUUGACCGUGACCGGAAAUUUGGUUUCUGUGUACAAGAGAGACAAAAACCUGGGGUUGGUCUCCCUGGUCCCAGAAGAAACCUGAGCCCCUGUCUGUCUGGUCCCUGUCAGAAUGGAGGUAUGUGCUCAGUGAUCCAGCGACAGGAGUUUGACUGCACCUGCCCCGAGAGCCACAGCGGGCGACUGUGUGAGCAGAAAAAGUGCUACGAAACCGUACACCUACACUAUUAUGACACCGGAGAGUCUUGGGGCCGAAUUCACCUCCGUAAUGUGGAACAGUGCACAUGUGUGGCAGGGGAGAUACGCUGUGAAAAGGUGCACUACACCGCGUGCCAGUCCAAUCCCUGCCAGAACGAAGGUUUGUGUCGACUGAUCACUUCCACUGGGAAAGAAGUGUGCUACUGUCAAAGGGGAUACAGCGGGCCUGACUGCAGCCUGGAGCCAAGGAACGAGUGCUACAACAGGCGUGGGACCAGCUACAGGGGGCUUGGGGGCACCACACUCUCUGGCGCCCACUGUCUGCCCUGGGACUCAGACCUGCUGUUCAAUGAGCUCCAUGUGGGCAAUGUGGACUCCUCACCACUCAAAGGCCUGGGGGGACACGCCUACUGCAGGAACCCAGAUGGGGAUAAGAAGCCUUGGUGCUACACUUUAAACGACGGCGCCAUCUCCUGGGAGUACUGCAACGUUCCUUCCUGCCUCCAGCCCGUCUGGAAGACUCAUCCAGCUGCAAACUUGCAAAUGUUCGAUAAAGCUUUUUCACGUGGUAUAACAAGAAUAAUUACCAACCGCAAAACUAAAAAGGCACAGUGUGGAACGAAGCAUAAGAAGCGUCUGUCGAUCGCGAGAGGCCGGAUCAUGGGAGGCACAUCGGCGCUGCCCGGGACCCACCCCUGGAUGGCAGCCAUCUACAUCGGACACACAGAGUUCUGCGCCGGGAACCUCAUCGCCUCCUGCUGGGUCGUCUCUGCAGCGCACUGCUUUUUCCGCAAGUACGGACAUAACCCAUUGAUAUCGCAGAUCCGAGUGGUGUUGGGACAGCACAGAUUCAAUGUCACGGAUUCAAACACUAAAACCUUCAGCGUGGAGAAGUACAUCUUUCCCAAAAAGUUCUCCGUGUUCAACCCAACGGUGCAUGACAUUGUUCUCUUAAAGCUGAAGAAGCAGGACGGCCGCUGUGUGAGGAAAACCCCUUUCAUCCGGCCCAUCUGCCUCCCAGACAAAGGCAUGACGUUCCCCGACGAAUACUGCUGCAGUAUCAGCGGCUGGGGACACAUACGUGAGAAGGCUGAGGGCUACACUGGUUUACAAGAGGCCAUGGUGAGGCUCAUCCCUCAUGAAGUAUGCAGAAAACCUCAAAUCUACGGCAACCAUGUCACACCGGACAUGAUCUGUGCAGGGCUCAACGGCUGCGCAGACGCCUGCCAGGGCGACUCCGGGGGGCCUCUGGCUUGUGCAAAGGGUGAUGUCAGCUUCCUGUAUGGGAUCAUCAGCUGGGCAGACGGCUGUGGACGCAAAGAUAAACCAGGAGUCUACACCAGAGUGGUCAACUACAUCGACUGGAUCGACUCAGUGAUUGGACGGAAAACCAACAACUGAUGAACAGACUUUUGAGAGACUCUAGUGAUUCUUAAAUGACUUUUGUGCUAUAAUAUUAUUCCUCUGUAUUUUUAUUUAGCUUAUCAUUUUUAUACUGUGAAUAAACUAUGGUUAUUUUUAUUGUCUAAAAAA